AUGACCGCUUGUACUAACAAGAGUGUUUAUGGCGUGACGACUGGAUUUGGUGCAGCAGCAAAUACCAGAACGAGUGAUGUAGAAGCCUCACAAGUCUCAAUCCUAGAACACUUAUUAGCAGGAGUGUAUGGUUUCGAAAUUCAAGACUUGUCCCAGCUCGUUCCAUCAUGUACGCGAAAGUUGAAUGAGACUAACACUUAUAAUGCCGAUCGUUUGGUGGACGCUGAAGAGGAGCGGACGCGGGUCAGUCCCGGUUUGACUCAGGGGAGCACUUAUGGUUCGAGAGCGGGGGAGGGAAGGCAGGCGAGAAAGCGGCAGUCGUCGGUCGGGAACUGCACACUUAGGUUUAAGCGCCUUCGUAGGUUCAAGCCUUAUCUGAGAGCCAAAGGGCUUAGUAGCCCCAGAGAGUCAUCCGCGCAGCAAUGGCUUUGGCCAGACUGCGGACCUUGUUGUAGGCCUCUGCGCUACGAACCGGGGGGUCAUUUGGCCUUCUGUGAAUUAUAUCUUGUGUUGUUUGUGGGUAUUGAGCGAGCUCCAUCUCCACCGAAUAAGAUUGAUCCGACAUACUUCGCUCCGCUCAGUUGCCUCGCUUCAAUCAAUCCAAGGUUACAAGGAUCCGCCUGA
Melampsora larici-populina 98AG31 is the source of this 624-nucleotide messenger RNA. RefSeq lists its product as uncharacterized. Lineage: Eukaryota; Fungi; Basidiomycota; Pucciniomycetes; Pucciniales; Melampsoraceae. The coding region runs from base 1 to 624 and encodes 207 amino acids. The record is from RefSeq and is a predicted model, not a curated record. Gene Ontology annotation, molecular function: catalytic activity. The transcript has 6 exons.